CAGGGGUUAGAUUGAUGCUUUAAGUGUUUAGAAUGCCCGUUGUUUCUUAUAUGCUUCAUUCAUUGUAUGUAUUAUAUUCUGAUUUUACACAUCAAACAUAAUUUUAUUGCAGGACGAUACGAGAUCGAGAUUUGAAAUCGUUAUAAAAAUUCAGAACCUUCCUGAGAAAGCAGGUUUCGCUAUGAAACCCAAAGACACCGAUUUGAAUGACAUAAAUUGGUAUGGCUCUCGGCAUUCUGGUCAUGUAGUCCAUGCAAGUUGUCUCACAUGGUCAUAUUUGGUUAGAUCUAUCAUUACAAAUAUCAAGUUUCUCACCCAUAUUGGAUCAAGUUGAUCACACUAGUUUGCCAUUGGCAUUGAGGCCUCAUGCGUUUUCUGUUGCAGAGAAAAAGCACUUGUUCGGCACUCAAGGAGGGCUUCCAAGAACACCCUCAGCUCAAGGCUCAGCCGCAGGAUCGAGAUCGUUUCACACGAUGGUGCAGGGGAAUUCGAAAUGCCAUGGACCUCUUGUUUCGGCACCAAAAUCAAAGGCUUUGAAGCCUGGGAUGCCAAGGAGAGUAGGGUGGUUUUUAUCUUUAGGGAUAGAUAUCAGCAAGUUGAUAAAACGUGUAUGAUUUAUAUUCUUUUGACAUGAAUUAUUAGAUGGUGUGGUAUUCGGACAUCAAAACUGAAACUUGCUCAAGUUAAAUUAUUUUAUCAAGAA
Hibiscus syriacus is the source of this 703-nucleotide messenger RNA. RefSeq lists its product as uncharacterized. The transcript is spliced from 3 exons. The coding region runs from base 252 to 614 and encodes 120 amino acids. The record is from RefSeq and is a predicted model, not a curated record. Lineage: Eukaryota; Viridiplantae; Streptophyta; Magnoliopsida; Malvales; Malvaceae.